AUGUCGACGACUUCCCCUGAGACGAAAAGCAGAGGUCAUCCAGAAGCUAGUCCGCGAGCUUCAAAACGAGCAAGGACCGAUACAGAGACUUCAGAGAAGGGGCUCAAUGGCAGAAAUCGGCAUCGAAUUACACGAGCGUGCAACGAAUGCCGAAGACGCAAAGACCGAUGCGGCGGUCAACGACCUUCCUGCAAGUCAUGCAUCGAGAAUAACCGGACAUGCAGCUAUGGACCCUCAAAGAAGCGAGGACUACGACCAGGUUACGUGAGAGGCAUCGAAACAUUGCUGGGAUUAAUUUUCAAGUCUAUUCAAGGAAGUGAAGAGUGGAUAUAUGGGCUUCUUGAGGGCAAUAUUCAUCAAAUGUCUUUUUGUCCUGCGUCUGGUCCCCAAGCCGCCAAUAUCUCUGUUGAUCUUUUACUCGAAACAUGGCACAAGUCUUCUGUAGCUAGGAAGAUGGGAAGUCUUCUCGCUACAGAGGGUGAGUUUGAUGAAGAUGGCACCGACUCGAGUCAGUAUUUCGAUACAAAAGUGGUUGAGGGUCUUACGCUCUUGGUGUCGAGAAAGGAUGGGACAGGGGCUCUGAUGACACCAAUGGACACCAAUGAAACACAACCAGACCUUCCACCCUUCGACCAUUCUCCUUUAGCUAUUCCAGCAUCUUCGCCGCUUCAACCCAGUGGGGGGCUAAAACUUGAUACCACCAUCAGCCGCCAACCAGAACCCGCAUCACAACCCCUGAAGUCCAUGCCAUCUGCUGUCCCUGACCUUCCGAAGAACUGGUCAUAUCUCCUAGACCUCUACUUUGAGACUACGCAUUGCUGGUUUCCCAUCUCACAGAAACACGAGCUCUUGCGUUGCGCCUACACAUUAUCCAGUAGUCCAUCACCGGCUACUGUUGAUUCACAUACUUCAGGUGAAUUGGCAUUUCUUCAUGCAGUUCUAGCAUACGCAGCACAUCAAUCGGGUACUCUAUCAGAUGCCCCUAGAGAAAAGUUGAUAGACGCAUCUGAAGUCAAGUCACCGAGAGAUCUGACACAAACCUUUCUAUUCGCGAACCCAGCCAAUUACGAUAUCGGACAUGUUCGAGCCCUUCUCAUCAUGUGUCUCUUUGAGAUGAAUCAAAAGCACUGGACCGCGGCCUGGAAAAGCAUAGGACGCGCUGUGUAUACAUCAGUCUCCAUUGGAAUACUACCUCGAAGUUCAUCAGCCACAAAUUCACAAGCACCGGAUGGAACCAAGCGGACAAUCCUGGGAUGUGCAACACUCGAAACUAUCAUUGCAGCACGUUUAAAUACGGCACCGUAUCUUGCCGCAUCAGAUAUACUCCACCAAGGCGGCCUAUUCACGGACGGAAAUGAAGAAUGGGAGCCAUGGCAGGUCAAGAUUCUCGCUGAGGCAGGCGAUGAGCGAGAUCAACAAAGUUCAAACGCCCAUGUGCCUGGACAUGUCAUAAGCACUUUUAAUCAACUAUUACGAACUAUGGCUCUACUCAACGAGCUGGCUUGCCAACCCAAGAGCCCUGGUACUGAGAGAAGCCUCCAAGAACUCCUUCAUUCAUGCAGAGAGAACCUUAAUAUCCUGGGUGGUCUCAAAACUGCUGUCGACUUGACCCCCCAGGCAAUUAGCCUGUGGAUCACCUCGACUACUGUAUUUGAGAUUGCAGCUGCUGCUGUCUUGAAUUUCCCUAAUAUCGGCUUGCAACGUCCAGACGGCUAUUGGGAGAACAUUGCAAGGGUAGCCAGGCUGAUCGAGAAGAGAGUUCAAUCAAUAGGGCGUUGCUGUAUUUCCCCGGUCAUAGAGGCUUGUAUGGGACUAUUGCAGCAGUCUUUUGAUCGCAGGCAGCUACAAUAUGUUGGCAAUGGCGUAGCAGGCGAUCCAAGCCUUGCAAGACAAGCUAUAACGAAUGCUUUGGCAGCUUUGCAAGAUCCGUUGCGAGGAGAGCCCCAACUUGGCAUGGGGGAUGACUCGCAACUAAUAUCCACGAACGUUUCAGAACAUGCUCUAUUGACAAUACAGCCGGCACUUGGCAAAAACGGCGCAACAUCGAAUUAUGAGCUUCCCCGAACACCCUCAACAUUUCUGUCAAACAGAAUUGAUCCCUCAGUGUCACAAAACCCAUCAUCAAGUAAUGUCACCGUACAAACACCAGGCGGAUUAUCUUUCCCACUUGAUCCAUCAUUGACCGCCAAUAUUGAAGAUGACGGUCUUUUUGACAGCCUCGCUACGUUGGACUCAACGGAUUGGCUGGCGAACCCACCAGAAUUCAUGCAGCAUCUUGGAAUGCUUGAAGAUGCGCCUAAUAAUCUUGAACACAUCUUUGACAUGGGAUUCUGA
Fusarium redolens is the source of this 2334-nucleotide messenger RNA. RefSeq lists its product as uncharacterized. NCBI's taxonomy places the organism in Eukaryota, Fungi, Ascomycota, Sordariomycetes, Hypocreales, Nectriaceae. Gene Ontology annotation, molecular function: DNA binding; zinc ion binding; DNA-binding transcription factor activity, RNA polymerase II-specific. The record is from RefSeq and is a predicted model, not a curated record. The transcript is spliced from 2 exons. Bases 1 to 2334 code for a protein of 777 amino acids. Gene Ontology annotation, biological process: positive regulation of transcription by RNA polymerase II; DNA-templated transcription.